Penicillium subrubescens is the source of this 757-nucleotide messenger RNA. RefSeq lists its product as uncharacterized. Bases 205 to 444 code for a protein of 79 amino acids. The record is from RefSeq and is a predicted model, not a curated record. NCBI's taxonomy places the organism in Eukaryota, Fungi, Ascomycota, Eurotiomycetes, Eurotiales, Aspergillaceae. The transcript is spliced from 3 exons.
AGUUACUGUAGGGGACCUCAACCUUGAAACCCGGGAAGUCACGGGCGGCCCGCCGUCUAUAAGAGCAGUCGGGCCCAAAAAUGAUUCCCACCCCACCAUCAUCACACCACUCCAAACUUCCUCCCUCCACAACUCCCACCACUCACACUACCAACCACAAGCUCUCUCAGCUCUUUUUCUCAAAAAGAACCACUCUCCAUCAAAAUGGGCAGCACCCAGCACCCUGCACCCUCUUUACCCGAUCCCAGCAUAGCCUAUGGGCUAUGGCUCAUGGCGGGGUUCAUGGCGGGGUUUCAAUGUUCACAACCCUCCUCGUAUUCCCGAGUCUCAAGUUCCAUUCAGCCUCCAGUAUCGCUGACGAGUACCACAUCAGGUCCCGACCACACUUGCAGCUGCGGUGCUUCGUGCCAGUGCCCUGCCGGCGCUUGCCAGUGCCCCAAGUAAAUCAACACACUUCUACCUAUCCAACGGUGCUUGCUGCUUGCAGAGUUACCAGUGGGAAAUAUCGCAAAUCGCUUUCGCUGAAUUUCCUUUCUUCUUUUCGACCGAGAUGCAGCGCGGGGGAUAUGCGGGCUGGAUGAUGUGACGAUCAGCUGAAUCGGAUGCCGAGGCUUCCGUUUCAUGGCUUUCUUUUUUGUGCUGUUGCUUUAGUGCAAGCUUGCAAACUAGAGAGAAAUUCAGAAUCGAGUUGAUUUUGAUCGACUGAGGUCAAUCUUGACGAUCGGCGGUUGCUGAGAUACUUUUAUUCCUGAUUUCC